AUUCAUUAAAUAAAACUCCGUCCUGAACGGUUUAGCUUUGAACAAGCUAUUGAUCUAUUGCGCUCCCACAGAAGGAAAAAAUAUCAGUUCUAGCAUUCUCCAACCUGGCAAAGCAUUCAAACUUCCGUAGAAGCCAGCUAUUAUUGAUCGAAGAAAGACCUAAAAAGAUUGCGAAUCCAAACGAAUUUUACUGUCAAUUUGUCUCACACAGCUUUUAAGUGAUCAGUUGUCUGAGACUUUAAUUUGAGAACUUGUAGUCACUAUAAGUAAUCAAACAUGGCUGAUACAGAACUGGGAAGAAAUGGUGAAGGAGAUUCCCUGACACAGCGUUCGGAAAUGGAAACAUCAUGUCAGAAAUUAACCGAGUUUCUCUUCAAGAACCUGCUCCUUAUUCUCAUGAUCUUGUCACUCGUUCUUGGAUGCUGUGUUGGUUUUGGGAUCAAGCUUGGAUCUGAUCGCGAUUUCACUUCGGACGAGAUCAAAUAUAUCAGCUUUCCAGGAACAAUCUUUCUCAAUAUGCUCAAGGUCAUGAUCAUCCCCCUGGUCGUUUCAAGUCUCAUCGCCGGUAUGGCGUCGAUCAACAGACAAGCCUCUGGCAAGCUGGGUCUCCGAGCUGUCCUAUACUACUUCACGACCACCUUCAUCGCAGUCGUCCUCGGGAUCAUCCUCGUGAUGACCAUCCGUCCAGGGGCUCGUCACAGCAAGGACGACAUCGGUACCACGGGAAAAGUCGAGAAGGUGAAUACGGUCGACGCUUUCCUCGAUCUCAUCAGAGUGAUGUUUCCACCGAACAUUAUCGAGGCUACCUUCAGGACUUACAAGACACGACAGGUUCCAGUGGACGUAGAACCGACAAUGAUGCCGAUGAUGCAGAGUACGGCCACGAUGAUGAACUCGAUGAUGAAUACCACGGACACAAUGGCGACGGACUCGAUGAUGAAUACGAUGAUGAACUCGACAACCAUGAAGACCCCGAUGAUCACCAACACAAUAUCGGUAGGAGGAUACGAAUUCAAGUCCAACAUCCUCGGCCUGGUCGUCUUCUCCUGCAUCUUCGGGGCCGUCCUCGGUCGCCUUGGUGAGAAAGGGGAACCCCUGAAGGAUGUCGUCGAAUCGCUCAUGGAGUGCGUCAUUGUCCUCAUCGGCUACGUCAUCUGGCUAUCCCCCAUCGGUGUGUUCUUUCUGAUCUUGGGUAAGAUCCUCGGCAUGGAUGACUGGGCUCUGGUCUUCCAACAGAUUGGGUUGUACUCAGCCACAGUCAUGCUGGGUCUCUUCAUCCACGGGUUCAUCAUCCUACCGCUCCUCUUCCUCAUCUUCACCCGGUCUAACCCUUUCGCCUUCCUGAAGGGCGUGGCCCCUGCCAUGGUAACGGCCUUUGCCACUGCAUCGAGCUCUGCCACUCUCCCCGUGACCAUCACAAGUCUUGAGAAUAAUAAUAAGAUUGAUAAACGAGUCACUCGUUUUAUACUCCCUAUUGGUGCGACCAUUAACAUGGAUGGAACAGCCCUUUACGAGGCAGUGGCAGCAAUCUUCAUUGCGCAGAUCAAUGACUACGACCUAAGCGUCGCCGACGUCAUCGUCGUCAGUAUCACAGCCACUCUUGCUAGCGUUGGAGCGGCCGGUGUCCCGCAGUCUGGCCUUGUGACUUUGGUGAUCGUCCUCAAUUCCUUAGGUCUGCCAGCCGAUGAUAUCACUCAUAUCAUUGUCAUUGAUUGGUUCUUGGACCGUUGUCGCACCACUGUUAACGUAGAGGGCGACUCAUUUGGUUGUGGCAUCAUCUACAAGUUCCUCAAACCUGACUUCGAUCGCAUCGACGAGGAAAACAUGACCAAGGCUAUGAUCAAUGGUUACGCCAACGAAAAGAAGAUCCCAAUCGACGUCCAGGAAGGGAUCAAUACCGGAGAAAAUACCCGCUUGUAAUUCGACUUCGCCGUUGACUUCAAAGUCCACUUCGAUAUUGGCACAAUGAGGCAAAAAUGAAAAAAAUAUAAUGGUUGAAUAAUUAAUCACGAACACUAUCUUAGAAAAGCGGAUAAUUUUUUUAGAUUAUAUAUCAUACGUUAAUUACAACAAAGUAUAUAUAUCUUUACAUCUAAUUUUACUUGUUUAGUGGUUACGUGUUGCAUUAAGGAGAUUUAUAUUGAUUCUGGUGAUUUUAUUUUAUUCAUUCAUUUAUCUAUGUUUAUGAUAGAGAAACAUUUUGGGAUAAAUAGUCGUUUUGUUUUAAUGUUCUCAUGUUCCCCGUCCCAUCAAUAAUGUGACCAUAUUCUAGGGUCUUUUUAAUUAUUUUUAAUUAUGUAAUAUUUAUAUUACAAUAACAUAAUCAACUUAUUGAUAAAUUAAUUUUCAAUGAAUUUUUUUCCAUCAUGAGGUACUUUAGUUGAUUUAUUCUCAUUUUAGUAACUCUUACAUCAUGUCCAAACUGCCUUGCUUACGUCAAUAAUGUGACCAUAUUCUAGGCUCUCCUGAAUUAUGUCAUAUAUUAAUGUAUAAAAUGUAUUUGUACUCUAACAGUUAUUUUACACGGUUCCUUUAUCAAUCUUCAUACAUCAGAGUGAUGCAAAACAAUGAUGUCAUGGAUGUGUGAUUUUAUCAAUAUAAAUCAUGCCUACUAUUUUUUUUUGCUUUACUCUAAUAUGUGUACUUUCAUUAUGUUUUUACAAAAACUGAAAUAAAAAAGUAAAAUAAAAAAGUACACUGCCACUCAAUCAUUUGCAUGCAUUAUUCGCGAUUCUGUAAUCAUUGCAACGUGAAUAUUCAAAUGCCAUGCACUGUUAUUUUACUGUGUGCUUUAUACUGUCAUCGGAUUUUAUUUCGGUAUGCUCACGAUUUUAAUUGGUGUAUUAUCAAUCAUAUGAGAAUAUAUAGUGGUAUUUUCGCGUACCCAUUAUAGUUUGAGAUAUUUUAAUGGGGUGCUGAGCUUCUGAUAAUCAUCUGGGGCCCAUAACACAAAGGUUAGCGAUUAAUCGCGAAUUUGAAAGAACAACAAUUCUGAUUGGUUCCUGUUCAGUCUACUGAGUAAAAUGCGCAUGCAACGAUGAUCUUGAUAGGCCAUUUCUUUGUGUUACGGAAGCUCUGGACAUUGUAUCAAUAAAUGACAUGCCUUUUUCUGGAAAAAAAGACAUUAUGAUCAUGGUUGAAAAUGAUUUUUUUGCUUUAAAGAAUGAUAUAAUAUUAUUUUAUACUCAGUAUGACAAAUAUUUAUUUUUUCCUAUUUCUGGACUGACAGACGCGAUCGCAUAACAAAGUAAGAUUUUUAAAUGUAUAUGAGUAAAUAGAUGAAUUGAUAUUCUAAUUUCAGUCUUUUCAUUGAAUAAUCAUUCCAGGUACAUGGAUGCAUAUAGAUAUUUCUAGUCUAUAUUCACUUUACAUCCACUUUAUAAGACGACAUAAUUAAUGUUCCCAUGUUCCUUCUAAUAUAUUUUCACAAGAAUUAUCAUAGUUUUUUUUUAACUGAUGCAACAAACAAAACUCCCCAUUUCAUGUCUUUAUAUGCUUUUAAUGAUUAUAUGCCAAUUUCUUCAAUCUUGAGUGCUUUGUUUCUUUUUCUUUUAUUUGAAUUAAAAUUCAAAUUAAUCAUUUUAAUCGCAUCCAUGUAAGAGGGUUCUGCUUUUAUAUACAGAAACAGUAUACUCUAUGACUAUGACCAAAAUAAUUAUGAAAAUAAAACAAAUAAUUUUAUACAAAUAUU
Molecule: messenger RNA, 3691 nt
Organism: Lytechinus pictus (painted urchin)
Lineage: Eukaryota; Metazoa; Echinodermata; Echinoidea; Temnopleuroida; Toxopneustidae
Product: excitatory amino acid transporter 3-like
Exons: 8
Coding region: 277-1920 (547 amino acids)
Biological process (GO): L-glutamate transmembrane transport
Cellular component (GO): plasma membrane
Molecular function (GO): glutamate:sodium symporter activity; neutral L-amino acid transmembrane transporter activity; L-glutamate transmembrane transporter activity
Source: RefSeq, a predicted model, not a curated record